Messenger RNA from Lathyrus oleraceus (garden pea), 1923 nucleotides. RefSeq names its product extensin-2. The record is from RefSeq and is a predicted model, not a curated record. Lineage: Eukaryota; Viridiplantae; Streptophyta; Magnoliopsida; Fabales; Fabaceae. The transcript has 2 exons. Bases 116 to 1741 code for a protein of 541 amino acids.
CUAUGAUUGGGCAAACACUAUAAAUAAAGAGUUACAAUACAAACUUAAACAAUCACAGUAACUAGCAAACAUUCUUCCAAAAAAUUGAUUACAAAAAUACAUAAACUUACAGAAUAUGGGAAGCUCACUUGGGUUGAGGCAUUGGCCUCAACUCUUCUAUGCAAUUGCGUUAUGCUUAAUUGCUAGCACUGUUGUUGCGGAUGAUGAUAAGCCUUACUAUCCAACACCUCCAAAUCAAGGACGACAACCACCAUAUUACUACAAGUCUCCACCCCCAUCAUCUCCUUAUGUCGACAAAUUCCCUCCAUAUUACUACAAAUCUCCACCUCCACCAUCUCCAUCACCACCACCACCUUAUUUCUACAAGUCUCCUCCACCUCCAUCUCCCUCUCCUCCUCCACCAUAUGUUUACAACUCACCACCACCUCCAUCCCCUUCACCUCCACCUCCAUAUAUCUACAAGUCACCACCUCCUCCAUCUCCUUCACCUCCCCCACCAUAUAUCUAUAAGAGUCCACCACCACCCUCUCCAUCACCACCCCCUCCAUAUGUUUACAAGUCUCCUCCUCCACCAUCUCCUUCACCACCCCCACCAUAUGUUUAUAAGUCUCCACCACCUCCAUCUCCCUCACCUCCUCCUCCAUAUAUUUACAAGUCACCACCUCCUCCAUCUCCUUCACCUCCUCCGCCAUAUGUUUACAAGAGUCCACCACCACCCUCUCCAUCACCACCACCUCCAUAUAUCUACAAGUCACCUCCUCCACCAUCUCCCUCACCACCUCCACCAUAUGUCUAUAAGUCACCACCACCUCCUUCCCCUUCACCUCCGCCCCCAUAUGUCUACAAGUCGCCACCCCCACCAUACCCAUCACCACCUCCUCCAUAUAUUUAUAAUUCUCCACCUCCAUCAUAUCCAUCCCCACCUCCUCCUUAUGUUUAUAAGUCUCCUCCUCCACCAUCUCCUUCACCACCACCACCAUAUGUGUACAAGUCUCCACCGCCUCCAUCUCCCUCUCCUCCACCGCCAUUUGUCUACAAGUCACCACCUCCACCAUCUCCAUCCCCACCACCUCCGUAUGUUUAUAAGUCUCCUCCUCCUCCUUCACCUUCACCUCCUCCUCCAUACGUCUAUAAGUCCCCACCCCCGCCAUCACCUUCCCCACCACCUCCAUACAUAUAUAAGUCUCCUCCUCCACCAUCUCCUUCACCACCACCUCCAUAUAUCUAUAAGUCACCACCACCGCCUUCCCCUUCACCACCUCCUCCAUAUGUCUACAAGUCACCACCGCCUCCAUCACCUUCACCACCUCCUCCAUAUGUUUAUAAGUCCCCGCCUCCACCAUCCCCUUCUCCUCCACCACCAUACUAUUAUAAGUCCCCUCCUCCUCCUUCUCCUUCACCUCCUCCUCCAUAUGUGUACAAAUCUCCACCUCCACCAUCCCCUUCCCCCCCUCCUCCAUAUGUUUACAAAUCUCCACCUCCGCCAUCUCCAUCACCCCCUCCACCCUAUUUCUAUAAGUCACCACCACCUCCCUCGCCUUCACCACCUCCUCCAUACUACUAUAAAUCUCCACCGCCACCUUCUCCAUCACCUCCUCCACCGUAUGUCUACAAGUCACCACCGCCACCUUCACCUUCACCACCUCCUCCAUACUACUACAACUCUCCACCUCCACCAUCUCCAUCACCUCCUCCAUAUCAUCCCUACCUCUAUAACUCACCCCCACCUCCCAUCUAUUAAGCUCCGGGCUAAAGUUGUGUAAAAAUUUUCAUUGAAUUAUGUUAAACAUUAUUGUUGUUAAUUUGUAUUUCAGCUUCUAUUUGUCAAUAAAACAAUCUACAUUGGGUUAAGAGCCUAAUUUUGGUUCUAGUGUAAUUGUGUAUGUAUGGGGAUGGUGCUAAUUCAUAAGUCUAUAUUAUGUA